UAUGGCGGCGUUCAUUCGAUAGCACCCGCGUUCAGCUGCAAAAGUUAUGAACUUCUUAAAUAGUGAAUAGUAGCUCAUAAAAGAUAGAAAAUGGAUGAAAGACAUUGGUGGAUUGCUGGUAAAAUCCAGGAAACCUUUAAGAUCGGUGGAUAUGACAACCCAACGCUGUUGGAAGAUUUUAUGACCGAGGAGACCACAUUGAACAAAAUCAACCGCUUUUUGAAAGCAGGUGGUCCGUGCAGGUUGUUUUUCUCGUGCGCAAAAGCGGAUAGCGGCGAGUUAUCCACACGGGAGCUCAAUGUCACGGGGACGCUAGCUGCACUGAAAGAUGCAGAUUUAGAUAAAGUGAACAUUCUGUACUUCUUGCGAAACAGAGUAGAUAAAGAUGUGGACACGGUCAGGUACGAAAGAGACAUUUUCUGUGGGGAACUCAAGCAUAAUACGAUCGAGACGCUGGUCACCCUCCUGUCUGACGUGUACAACCCCCUGAUCAAGGCCCAGAAGGAGUGGGGGGAGUGUAACAUGGAGGGGCAGACUAACCUGAGUCACAGCAUGGACAAGUUCCUGACGGCUCUCAAUGAGUCCACGGCCUCCAUGCACCACUCCAAGCAACUGAUGCUGAAGCAACCAGAGAACAUUGUCCUGAACGACUUCAAGCAGCAUCGAGCGGCCGCUCUUGAUGCUCAGCUGAUCGGUCAGUAUGAGGAGCUGGUGACGGACUGGAUCAACACCAUCGAGACCAUGCUCAACGACACCUCAGAUGAAAGGAGAGUUGUUUUUCCUGAAGAGCCCCCUACAUAUAGAAUGUCUGACCCAAGAUUUAUGGACCCCAAUGCUGGUCCCCUGUCCGAGCUGGAGAGAUGGCGCCGUCGUCAACGACUACUGACCUCCAUUACAGAACAGCUCAAAAGUAAAGAAUGCAAGGCAGUGAUUGGUGUACUGAUCACGGCCAAGUCCAGACUGCUGAAAAAGUGGAAGAAUGUGGAUGCUCAAAUCACUGAUGCAAUGAAUGACACCAAAGACAAGGUUAAAUACUUGGAAUCUCUGAGACGCCAUUUUGAUCAGCUAUACCAGGAUGCAACACCAGCAUCCAUCAUCAACAAUGCCAUUCCCGGCAUUGUCAACAGCGUGCGCCAGAUGGACUCCAUUUCCCGGUACUAUGCCAGAACCGGAUUUCUGGGUAUCGUGUUUACCAAGAUCACAAACCAACUGGUGCUGGCAUGCAAGGAGUAUAUUAAGAAUUGCACCAUCACGGCUUACGAUGGUGAUGAAUUGUGGGUAAGAAUCAAGGAGGAAAUUCGGAACAGAGAUUCACUUCCUGUUGUAGACCCCCAGCAGAGACUGCUCAGAAACCAAGUGGAGGCCAAAAUUAAGCAACAAGGAGCCCUGACCCGAGGGAAGACGAAGGAAGGGAAGGAUCUAGGACUACAGGAUGACAGUCUGUAUGGUCGACUGAAGGCCUGCCUAACCCUGCAGGGGUACUACCGUGAGACGCUCCGGUCACUGAGGGACUCCCUGGGACAGACCACCAACAUGUCCCACUUCCCCUCACUCAGCAGUGUGGGGGGACCAGGCAGCUUCACCACCAGAUCCAAGCCUAGCAAUGCCUCCAGAUCGGGACCCUCUGUGUCGCCAAAGAAAGGGAUCUCUUCUCUGAUGACUAACGAAGCGGGGCAUGGCGUGUCGAUUGCUGAUGAGGACGCCAUAAUGUCACACAUGGACAGCUUCUGCAAUAGAAUCAGACAGCUGAUCGACGUCAUUAACACACUGGCCCAGUUCAACAAACUGGCCACCAGCACCAUCGGAGUCCCCAAACCCAGAAAGGAGGACCUGGUCAUUGACGAUGAGGACAGUGAUGAGUACAAGUAUCGGAAGUUUCGGGAAAACAAGGCCAGUAAAUUGGAAUAUGAGGACGAAAAUGGAGAAGAUGGAAUGACAAUCACGGUCACAGUUGCCUCCCCUGAGAGGACCGGGUUGAGGGCUAUUAAGGAGGAUGAGGAGACACAGGACGACAACAUCUCGGAGAUCCAGGAAAUCGAGGACAAGAAGGAGCGGCCCCCAACUCAGCCGGACCACAACGACGAGGUCUUCGAGACGGUCAACAACAACAAGGGGCUCAACGAAAACGAGCUCAGUGUGCUGAGGCGCUAUUUCCCUGAGGAUGAGGAAGAAGAAGGGCCAAGCAUUUCAGCCAUUAUUUCCCAGCAUCUCCAGCAGAUGACCCAGGCGAUGAGUGAUAACGUCACAACCAAGACAAUGCUGGAUGUGGAAUCCAAGAAACGAUAUCAUGGCAUGCCAGGAUUGGACAAAGAUCGCUUUGAGGACUAUUAUACCAACUUUGCACAAAUAGUCAGUGACUUGGAGACCUUCCUUGCUGCAUACCUCCAUGCCAUUUUUAUUGGAAAAACCAAAACUCAGCAUGCAUUGGACAUCAUCACAAGAUUCACACCUGUCCAAAACAGAUCAGGCAUCAGAGCUUGCAUCUCUGAGAAAUUUGUAGAAAUCUUCAACUGGUAUGAGUCGGACCUAGAUGAAGUGCAUCAAAUAUAUGAAGCUCACAAGAACAAUCCUCAACUGGUCAGAAAUGCUCCUCCGGUGGCCGGAGCCAUACAUUGGUCCCGGCAGCUACUAAAACGCAUCGAAGACCCGAUGAAGAUUUUCCGCGACAACAAGGCAGUGAACCAGCUGGGAGACUUUGGCCGGAUUGUACGGAUCUACAACAAGCUGGCCACCGCGCUUGUGACCUUCGAGAGUCUGUGGUUCACACAGUGGAAGAAUAGAAUUGACCACGCCAGGAACGGACUGAGGGCCACUCUGUUUGUCCAUCACCCGACCACCGAGGAAAUCGUCGUCAAUGCAGAUGAGAGAGUUCUUGAACUGAUCCAUGAAGCAAAAUGGCUGACCCGGCUGGGAAUCCAGAUUCCGGAUGCAGCCAUAGCCAUCAUGCAGCAGGAAUCCAGGUUCAAGAGCUACAAGAGCCACCUGGAACUGGUGCUGAACGAGUACAAGGAGGUGUGUGAGGCUAUUCCGGAACCACUCCAGAAGCUGUUCACCGCCCAUAAGGAUCAUGUGGAGCAACAGCUGCAACCUGGAUUGAGCACCCUGGCCUGGAACAGCAUGAAUAUUGAUGCCUUCCUGCAUCAGAUUCACUCAGCCACACAGAAGCUGAAGACGAUGGAGGCACGUGUAGCGGAGAUAAUGGAGAAACAAGUCUUCUCCACAUUGGACGACAUCAGCAACUUCUACUUGUUUGACAUUGACGAAGCGUUUGCUAGGACCUGGCCACCAGAGGAGUUCCGAGAAGUGAUGCUACGAAGCACGCAGGACAGAUCACGUCAGUUACAGGAAAUGGUGAAGACGGUGGCCGACGGACUACAAAAAGUGGCCAACACGCUGGCACUCAGAAAGGAGUAUGAUCUCACAUCCGCGCAGGGAGAAAUUCACUCAAAGCUAAUCCACUACAAGCGGCGCCCCACCAUCAGGGAACCACUGCCACGCCCAUCCUCCACACCGGCCCUCAUGACAAACAUGAGCGAGCAUCAUGGGAAAUCAAAGAAGAUGGCGCUGAUGAUGGAUGAAGAAGAGGUUGCCCGUGAGAGACAGAAAGCUGCAGAGGAAGAACACUACGUGGCCGAACUCAUUGCUCACUACAAGGAUGAAGUGUACGAUGCAGUCCUGACCGCCACCUAUAAAUCGUUAGCAGCUCUAGCGGAGUCGUCCGGAUGUGAAGGUGAUGUAAUCCGAGCCAUUAGCUCCAUGUCCAAUGCCUCCAACGACUACCAGGGGACGCCAAGAUCUCCUAGAAUGCAGUCCGCUCACAGCCGAGUGUCGUCUGCCUUGUCGGAGAAGUCGCGGCCCCAGACGAGUCUGUCGCAGCUGUCAAACAUGACAUGGACGACAGAGAGGACCAAUGAAGUCACCUAUCUACAGUUUGACGUGGAAGUGGGAUUCAACAUUCCGAACAUAACCCUGCAACCUUCUCUAGAUAUGGCACAGAUGGCAAUAGCAGACGUCGCGAACGCCAUACUGGAGUCAACCAGAAACAUUGACUGGCUGUCUCUGUAUGGACCAGAAAACUUCUACGGCUCCAUUUCCCAGGAUGAGAACGUCCAGGAAAUGACCAGUCAAGUUGCCGCCAUUGUUCAAGGAGGAAUUACCUCUUUUUUCAAAGAACUGGAAUCCACAGUGAACAAGCACCUGUUCCACUUCAGUUACUACAACUUCCUGUGGAAAGAUGAUCUCCAUGGCAACUUCAAGGAGUUCAUCAUGGGAGAUCCUGGGAUGUUCAACAUAAAGAAGGAAGUGGAACGCUUCCUUUACAUAGAGAAGAAAGUCCUAGGCAUUCCUAAAGUCCUUCCUGUAGGCUGUAUCUGUCUGAGGACCGAUCCUAUCAAGGAUGCACUGCAUGGAUUUGCCAUGGCUUGGAAGAUCCAGUUUGCAUCAGUUCUGCAUGAAGAAGCCAAGAAAAAACUGGACUCUGCAGUACUGUACAGGUCAAAUGUCCGUAACAGGCUAGAACUCCACGUCCAGUCACUGGAUCAGCUAAACAGUGCCCUCCAACUGCUGGAGGAACUCCGCGACAUGGAGAACAAGAUCGACGGCAUCUAUCUCCCCAUAGAGACAAUGUAUGAAAAACUCAGGGAGUUUGAACUCAGGCUUCCAAGAAAUGAAGUGGAAGAAGUGGAUCAGCUCCGCGACAAGUGGGUGGAACUGAUGGAUUUAGCGGAUCAAGUCCGCGAAAACCUCCUGAAGGAACGGCGGGGAGCUUUCGAACAAGAACUUGACAAAAACGUCAAGGCUUUCGUGGUAGAGGUGAUGGAGUUCAGAAACGCUUUCGAUUCCCAGGGACCUAAUACCCCUAACACUCCUCCAGCAAAGGCCGUAGCUAGUCUACAAGAGUUUCAACAAAAAUACAAACUGUACGAUUCAAAGCGCAAUACACUGGUGUCUGUUUCUAAGCUUUUUGGCAUAGUGUGUAAACCUUUCCCAGAACUGGAUAAAACUGGUGAAGAACUGGAUCUGCUCAGUCAGUUGUAUGGACUGUUCCAAAAGUUCAUCCGAUUUGAUACCAGAUUUAGGGACACCCUGUGGGCUGAUGUUGACCUGGAUGCUGCAUUUGUUGAGGUGGAAGGAUAUUGGGAUGAGUGUCUGGCUCUUCCAAGUAAACUCAAGGACUGGGACGCAUACCAUGAUCUCAAAACCUCGCUACAGAAUUACCUGGAGGUAUUCCCACUGCUGAGGAAACUCAACUCAAAGGGAAGUGUUAAAUACCACAUACCAGAAAUUCGUAACCGCCAUUGGUUGGACGUGAUGAAUGUGACCGGAGUGAAGUUCCAGCUGGAGGCCAACGUGUUCAAACUGUCCCACUUACUGGACAUAGGACUCAUCAAACACAAAUCAGACAUCGAGGAAAUCUGCCUGAGUGCGAGUCGAGAACUCGAGCUCGAGAUCAAACAGCGAGUGACAGAGGAUGAGUGGAACGAGCAGAUGUUGACCUUUGAGCACUACAAGAACCGCGGCCCUAUGUUCUUGGACAAAGUCUCCACUGAGCGAUUGUUGGAACAGCUGGAGGAUGCCCAAGCUCUUCUGGCAAGCAUGCUCACCUCCAAGUACAUUGCCCCCCUGCGGGACGAUACGGCCCUGUGGGCCAAAAAACUGAAGGAUGUUACGGAGGUUCUGGAGUUGUGGUUGCAGGUUCAGGAUUUGUGGCAGUAUCUGGAGGCAGUGUUCAGUAAUUCAGUCACCGCGAAGGAACUCCAGCUAGAGGCCAAGCGGUUUGCCCGGACCGACAAGAGCUGGACCAAGAUGAUGAAGACUACCUACUUUGAGAUGAGGGGAGUUCUCCAGUGUUGUACCGGUGAUGAGGUCCCCAAGGUGAACCUUCUCCGUAACAUGCAGCAGGAGCUAGAGAUCUGCUUCAAGUCUCUGAUGGAGUACCUGGACAACAAGAGGAGGGCCUUCCCAAGGUUCUACUUCGUGUCCGACCCGGUCCUGCUGGCCAUGCUCAGCCGACCUAAUGACCUUGAGUCUGUUAGACCUCACCUCAAGUCCAUCUUCAGUGCCAUCUAUGAUGUGAAGUUGGAGGAAGCUGACACCGGUCCAGAUGAGCCGACGGACGAGAUUGGAUUUGCCCAGUCACGGACAGGAACCCAGUCCCGAGGGAACAGGUCAACCAGCGUCAUGUCCCCGGGGCUCCGCAGCAACACCCCGCCAAAGAUCGACAAACGCCUCACAGAAAUCUAUGAUGACCCUAAAUCAAAACAAAAAGCAGAAGAGGAAGGUCCAGUUGACAAACACAAAAUCCCAAAAUCCCAGAAGCAGGAAAAGGAAGCCUUAAAAAAGCGACUCAGGUCCAAGAUAUCGGGAUUAAGGGGAGCUAACUGCUCUCAAUUCAGCGUUAACCCCAGUGCUAUGGCUCAUGGCCCCGCCUACCUGCCGUCAGAGGGAAUCAUCAAGGACGUUGUCAUUAGAGACGCAGUGUCCGUCUCAAGUUCCGACGGAGAAAUGAUUUUCCUGCAUGAAAAGGUGUGUCUGAAUGAGGGUGUAGAGGUGUGGUUACAGAGACUGAGGGACUCGGUCGCCAAGACACUGCGAGAACUCGGCAUCAACAUCAUUCAGGACUGUAACAAUGGCGUCAUGAUGGAUGAGUGGGCCUACAAGUACCCAGCACAAGUGUGUAGGAUAGGCAUGCUGUAUUACUGGACAAGAGAGUGCGACCAAGGUAUCGGGGAACUCAAGUAUGACCGCAAGGCUCUGCAGCAGAACACGCUGAAGAAGUACCAGGCAUCCACUGCCAAACUGACCACGGUGCUGACCAAGGGGGCGUGGCGGACUCUGGAGGAACCCAUGCUGCCCCUCCACAAGGCUCGGCUUGAGUCCAUGAUUGCACAAUCUCUUUAUCUGAGAGACAUUCUGGAGAACAUGUGCAACAGGAAAUCCCUCAGAGAGACCACAGACUUUGAAUGGAGGAGAUGUAUACGUUGUUACUUCCAUCCUGUGGCUAACGAUGAGAAUGUUGAUACGGAGUCAGUCGAUAUUAAAACGGAGGCCAGUCUAAGUGACCUCUCGAUACAAGACAAAUAUGAACCCCUGAUAUGGAUACUAGACACGCCUUAUAUUUAUGGCAACGAGUUUUACGGAACGAACGCUGGAGUGGCCUUGACCCCGGUCACCGAGCGCUGCUUCCUGACCAUGUCCCAGGCCCUCAACAACUACCAGGGCAGCUGUGUGUCCGGCCCUGUGGGGGUGGGAAAGACAGAGACUGUGAAGGGGCUGGCCACGGUGCUGGGACAUUACAUUGGGACGUUCCAGUGUUCCACCGAGUCAGACACUAGCGCUAUGGGGAAAAUCGUACAAGGAACCGCCAUGGAUGGCUGCUGGUGCUGUUUUGAUGAGGUACAGAGUCUGAACAAACAGGCCAUGUCUACAUUACUGGACCAAAUGACAGCGGUCAUCACGGCCCUCCGCUCCAGACACCCCUACGCUACCCUCAGCGAUGGGCAGGAGAUCUCCAUCAAGAAAACAUUUGCCGUCCACAUGACCUACAACAAGGAGACGGCCCCUCCUGGCUGCAGUCUCCCCAUCGACGUCAGAUCCCUGUUCCGCAUGGUCUCCCUCGUCAAGCCUGACUUCAGCCUCAUUCUGAAGGCUAAGUGUGCCGCCAUGGGAUUCAGGGCUCCAGCAGUACUCGGGGCCCGUCUCAAAGCUCUAACAGAACUAGCCAGGGAUGAGCUGCCCCCUGAGUGUCACCACCACUUCAGUGUAGCCACACUGGUGGGGGUUUUGAAGAGAGCCACUCAGAAGAGGAAGUUCAUCAGGGACGAGAAGACGGUCGACCGUCUGGAGGCCAAAGACAGGGAAACCUCCCGGUCAGACAGCCAGGCCUCUGAGGCCCCGUCCAAAAUAGCCAACCCGCAGCAGAGUGUCACAGUUCAACAAUACUUUGCCUCUUUUAAUGUGGCAUCCAGUGGCAUCAAAAUGACCACAGGUGCCGGCAUGAGCCGCAAAACUGGCACCCCCAACCCCCUAACCAUGGCCGGUAAACUGGAGCACGCCCUGGUGGCCCAGACCAUCAAAGAGAUCAUAGGACCCAGGUUCACUGACCAGAACAUGAAGAUCUUCAAGCACAUACUGAAUGACAUAUUUGCGGGCCUGCCUGAUCCACCCACGGUCCACCAGAUCCCCUCCGCAAGGUCACGUGGAUUUGACGUGGAGCUGGUUCUGAAGCAGAAAAGUGUGGAUAAAGGGCUGGUGGCUCACGACCCGUGGAUAGAGCGCUGUAAACAGCUGUACAAUAUCUCCAAAGUACACCAUGGAGUGAUAGUAGCUGGUCCCCCAGGCAGUGGGAAGAGCAGCUGUAUCCAGACGCUGGUGGACGCCCUCAGUCUGUCCAAUCAAGCGGGGACGUCCCGGCAAUCCCAGGGUUCCCGCACCACCGGGAACAUCCAAGAGAACCAGCAUAAACUGAUCAAAAUCAACCCCAUGGUGGUCGACGACUGUUCACUCAUGUUUGGAUAUCUCAACGUCAACAAUGACUGGGUCGACGGAAUCUUUACCUCCGCCUGUAGAAAAGCCAACAGGAACCAGAGCACAACCUGGCUGUGUCUGGACGGACCGCUGAACCCGGGCUGGGCUGACAACUUCAACCCCAUCCUGAACGGAGACAAGGUCCUGCAUCUGAAGAACGGCGACAAGAUGUUCCUGUCAGACAACAUCAUCGUCAUCUUUGAGACGGACAACCUCAGCAACGCCUCACCAGCCUCAGUCUCCAGAUCAGGAAUUGUGUACAUUGACAAAGAUGUCCUGGGAUGGAAACCAAUUGCAGAUGCAUGGCUGGAGAGCCGGAGUCCACAGGAAAUCCAUAAUGUUCCACAUCAUAAAUUUACCAGGUAUCAGAGAAAGCCCGAGACAGAUACUUAUGAGCCAGAACCAAUCAAAACUGUGGAAGGGGUUCUACAGAGAGCUUUUGCCAAAACCUUGGACCCCAUCUCCCAGUUUGUCCUCAAUGAGGCCAGGCCCCGCCUGUCCCUGUCUUUGGUGGGCAUGUUCAAGACCUGCCUGGGCCUCCUAAGCUCGAUGCUGGCCAACAACAACGAGAUUGGCGGAGAGCUGCACAUCGAGAGGCUUUACUUAUUCUGCCUCAUCUGGACAUUUGGCGGACUUCUGGACAGCGCGGACAGGAAGUCGUUUAGUGACAUCCUGAAGAACCUGUCUAAUGCCCUGCCAGAUGAUGACCGAGACAUCUGUGUGUUUGAUUACUAUGUAGACGAGUCAGGAGAAUGGGAUCCAUGGACCUCAAAAUUGCCAGAGGCUGUGUAUGCAGACAACCAGGACAUGCUGGGGGAGGUGUUUGUCCCCUCUGUAGACACAAUCAGAACGAGGAAUCUGAUGGAGUUUGCCUCCUUCUCUGGCCUUAAUGUGCUGCUUGUCGGAGCCAAUGGAUCUGGAAAAACCAAGCUUAUUGAAGAGUUCAUUGACUACAUGGAAAGACUGGACCCUCAGGCUGCAGUGUGGAAGAGACUGGUAUUCUCCGGAGCCUCCACGGCCAAACAGCUACAGUCAUUCCUAGAGUCCAACAUCUACCACAGACAAGGCUUUGUGUACGGAGCCAAAGACAAGAAGAAACUGAAGGUGUUCAUUGACGACGUCAACCUGCCAGUUCCUGACGACUACGAUGUACAGAGAUGUAACGAGUUGCUACGACAACUGCUGGACGACAAGAUUCUGUGUAAGCUACAGAAGCCAUUUGAGAUGAAGACUGUGGAGGGACUGAGCAUCAUCUCGGCCAUGUCUAUGUCAGAGCAGGCCAGCGUCAGCAGCCGACAGCUCUCCGACAGGCUGCUGAGACAUUUUGCAGUCUUCAAUCUGCCAACCCCACAGGAUGAUGCAAUGAAGAGCAUUGUACAUGGCAUCUUGGAUGUGAACAUGACGGAUGGCGACCGGCCUGGCCUUGACAUUGACCUUCACAAUGGGUUGGUCAAGGCUUCCUGUGAACUGCUGAAGGCCCUUCAGAACGUCCUGCGACCUUCACCCAUGCACGGCAGACGACACUAUCUCUUCACACUCAAAGACAUCACCACCUGCUUCCAAUGUGUGAAGAAAUUACCAGAAGAGAGUCGGGCUGAUGAGACACUGAUACCUGUUAUAUCUCUAUGGCGACACGAGAUGCACCGAAUCAUCCGAGAUCGUCUGAGUCGAACUUCUGACCUGAUUUGGUUUGACACAACAAUUCAAGAGAUUAUUGAACAGACCUGGCCCAACCUGAAGGAGUCUUUCCUGGAGUACUUUGUGACUUUCCCAAUGGAUGCCAGGCUGUACCAGCGACCAGUCACGUCUGUGGGCACCAAACACAUCAAGGUGACCCUGCAGCCGAUUGAGAACCUGAGGGACGUUCACAGUUGUUUGAACACCCACCUGACCCGCUACAACGAGGAGUUUGGGAACGUCCGCCUGGACGUCAUGCUGUCCGACUUCAUCAUCUCACACGUCAUCAGGAUGCACAGAGUUCUCAGCUUCCAUCACGGUGGUAACAUGCUGUUGAUAGGAGCUGUAGGGUCCCACCUCUCCACAUUGUGUAAGCUGGCUCUCCACGUGGCUGAUGUCCCUAUCCACAAGAUGGACACCUCCAAGCGGAGCAACUUCUUUGAUGGACUGAGGUCUGCUGUCAGACUGUGUGGAUCAGAGGGGAAAAUCCUGGCCCUACUCUUCACUGCGCGUGACUUGGAGGACCCAGUUUAUCUAGACGCCAUUAACAGUUUGCUGAUCAGUGGGGAAUAUCCACACCUGUUUACUAACGAUGAAAUGGAGGGGCUGCUACAGGCCAUUGGUCCAGCCAUGAAGAGAGAGUUCCCCAGUCUGUCUGUGGAUCCAAUGAAAUUCUUCGUCGCCAGAGUGAAGAGUAAUUUGCAUAUUGUGAUGUGUCUGCAGCCAAUGAACAGUCUUCUGAAACUCUCUGCCAGUCAGUACCCUGGUAUGCUGAGUGGCUGUGCCAUCAAUUGGAUGUGUGACUGGCCACAAGAAGCUUUGCUGGGAGAGGCGUCAUACUUCAUCACCCGCUAUCAACUCACAGAGGAGUUUGAGAAUCUCAGUGAGAAGGUGACCUCUUGCCUGGCCAACAUCCACAGCUUCGUCCUGAGGGACUGCGCCCAGCUCCCCUGGGCUGGCGACCUCAGCGAGGAGAUCAACAUUAAUCAGGUCAAGGUCGAGAAGAAGAAGGACCAGCAGAUCGUCAAGUUCCUGCCGGCCAAGGUACCUAACCUGCCCUACUCCAAGGUCCUGCUGCAGGAAAGGAUCAAGUUACAGCACAGAUCAGACAACAUGAAGGCUAAGAAUGAGACCUACGUAGGUCCCACCACCUUCAGGCGCUUCAUGGAGACCUUCAAGUACCUCUACAACCUCAAGUCCCAGGAGAGGACCGAAACAGUCGACCAACUCAAGAGAGUUCUCCACACUCUUGACCAGACCCGCCAUGAUGCCAAAAUCAUGAAAAAGGCCAUUAAAACCAUCACCUCCAAGUUUGAAGAUGCCAAGAAGACCACCAGCAACCUGAUGAAGCAGCUGACAACCAAAGCAACGGCGCUGGAGAAACUAAAGUCUCGUGUCACACAGGGCACAGACCUAGAGGCACACAUGAAACUAUACAUGACAGAGAGCGAAGACGAGGAAGAGGAGGAGUUACUUCUGCAAGAAGAGUAUGACGAUUACGACAAGGAGUUUGACAAGAUGAGAGAGGCUAAGUUGAAGAAUCGACAGGCCGUGGCCAAGGACGAAUAUGUGCAGGCCCAGAAAACUGUAGAGGAGUGCAGGCAGAACCUGGAGUAUGCAAGGCAACAGGUCAUCAUCUGGAAAGGCAAGGUUGACAGGGCCUGCAUAGAGAGGCUGCGAGGAUUUGGCAAUCCUCCAACAUUGGUCGGCCAGGUGAUGGAGAUGGUGAUGAUACUGAUCGGCAAGCGUCUGCCGUCCCAGCGACUGUACGAGACUCGGGAGCUGACCGGCAAAGAGGAAAUGUCCAGCCGCAUGUCAUCAAGCUCCAGCAGCACCAGGAUCGGUGUCAAGAAAGACCGAAAGAAAUCGGCUCGUAGUUCUGCAGGAACCGCCCCGCAAGGUAAAAAAGAUGGUAGUGACAAGUUCGAUCGCGCCCAAUGGAAAGCCAUGCAGCAGACCAUGAGUGACACGCCCAAAUUUGUUGACAUGCUGCACAAUGUAUCAUGGGAAGAUGGCCUAUCAGAUGAUGUUCUAAGGGCUGUCGAGAGCUAUCUGGCUGUCUCUAGGGAAGGUCAACUUGGGGUCACAGGGGAAGGAACUCUGUUGGACCAUGCUCAGGAAACAACAUUUGCUGCCAAGAAGCGGACCCCCUCUCCGGAUGGCACUAAGGGUAUCACCAUUGCGAGCGCCAAGUACAGCAGCGAGGACUGCGCCACCCUCGUACAGUAUACCAUCGCCAUUGUGGAGUACACCCGACUCUGUGGACCAUUGAAGGGGUCCCUCGAAAAACUGCACGAACUGGAGCGGGAGAUCGAAGAAAACGAGCGCUUGCAGAAGGAGAGUCAAGAAGAGAGAGCAUCCCCUUUCCCACGCAGAAAAAGGGUGAGGGAGGAGCGUUCCCCCACCCCUGAGCCAGAGCCUGACUAUGUAGAGUCAGACCUGCCUGGCCUACAGGACACGGUAAACAGCCUCCAGAAACAGUUCGACCAAUCGGUGGUGGAGAAACACUCCCUGGAGAUGGAGCUACAGUCCAUGAACGAACGACUCAAAGCCGCCACAGAAAUGGUCGACAGUCUAAAGCCACAGGAGGCGUCGUGGAGGAAGCAUGUGAAGGAGAAUGACUGUAACGAAAUGUUGGUGGCCAACUGUGUGACCGCCUCAGCCUUCCUGGCGUACUGCGGACCCGCCAGUAUCGACGUCAGGAAGAGAAUGGGCGAGUUCUUCAUGCAGGUGUGUGAGUUCCAUGGCCUGCCCAUGCCCAGGAACAAACUGUUCAGGAACAUGGAGCUGAUCACCUUUCUGUACAAACCUAUGGAUGUGAUCCGAAUGGAGACGAUGCAUCUAUCCAUCACUAAGCUGAUGCUGGAGAACGCCUGCUUCCUGAUGCAGCGAGACAGCAUGGUGGCCUGGCCCCUCAUCUGUGACCCCACCAGUCGCGUGCUGGACUGGCUCCGGAACUUCUACGGAAACACCGGACUUGUGGAGGUCAAGUACUCUGAGAUUCGGUCUCAGUUUGAGAACUGUCUAGCAGAGGGCUGCCCCCUACUGGUGACCGACUGCGACACCAAACAGCUGGCCAAGGACAAGCGGUUCCGUGACGCCAUUCAAAGCUGUAAACAGUUCAUCAACGGCAAACUCAAGUUCAAGAUCACUGUGGAAGAUCAUGAGGUGGAGUGUGAUCCACGUUUCCGCCUGUUCCUGCACACCACGGUGGAGCCACACAUUGUACCACGACAUCUAGCGGCGUACACCUCCGUCAUCUACUUCCAGCGCUCCCGUGCGGACAUCGAGGAAACUCUGCUGGACAGAUUCAUCUUCCAGGAAAAAUCCAAACUGGAGGAAGAAAGGGUGUCCCUGCUCCAGGAGAGGAAAGAGAACUUGGAGCUGAUGGAGAAGCUAGAGAAGUCCAUGUUGGAGAGUCUGUCCAGCGACAUCCGACUGAUGAACGAACUCCCCGCCACCAAAAAACUGGCCGAGCUCAAAAAACAGUACGACGAAACACUGGAUAGCCAAGAGCGAGUUGAGUCUAACGAGGCCACAAACACCAGGAACCGAGAGUUGUCGCGCGAGUUUGCACGAAGGGGAGCAGUGUGUUUCCAUGUGAUGCAGUACUUACGCGAGGUGAACCCUCUUUACCAGGUCUCCUACCAUCAGUUCCAGCAGCUCUACGACUCCGCCAUUGCCCACUCUGAGAGAGCUCAGAGAGCAGAGGAAACUCUAGAGAAGAUUACACACAUGGCGUACACUACAUUCGCCCGGGGACUGUUGGAGAGAGACAGAUUCAUAUUCACCCUGCUGCUGGCUAUUGAGGUUGAGGAUUCUCUGGGUAACAUAGGACCGGGCGAGCGAGAAUUCCUGGUCUCUCCGAACUACAGCGCAGUUGUCAUGACUAAACUUGGCUUCACCCAACCCCCAGACAGCAAGAUUGUCCAGAUGAAGAAGCCGUUCGACUGGAUGCACGACGACCAGUUCCACAACCUCCAGGUUCUCGCCACGCACUUCGAGUGGUUCCAGGAGAAAUUCGAACGCAUGCCCAAAGAUGGCCGCGAGAUGGAGUGGAGGAUGCUGUGUGAUAACGUAGAGAAGGAGCCGGAGAACAUGCCCCUCCCCGACAAGAUGGACAGCAAGGACUUCGCCCCCAUGAAGCGGCUGCUGGUGGUGCGUGCAGUCAGGAGCGACCGUCUAAUGCAGGCCUCCACCGUAUUCAUACACAGGGUGCUCGGCAAGAACUGGUCUAAUGUAAAUUUAAAGAAGGACUAUAGUGGCAUUCUCCAGGGCCCAGAGCAGGAUUACACGGGGUACUAUGGUGACAUGGGACUUGACCUGUCGGUGAUGUACAAACAGAGCGCCCCUGUCCCCCCCUCCACCCUCUCCCUCCCCAUCCUCCUGCUCUACUCCUUCGAGGCAGAGGCCGCCCAGAGCCGUUUCCUGGACUUCUCCGGGCGGCGACAGGCACCGCGACUGAUGGUUACCAUCACGGACAACUCCCAGGCCACGCGCAGCAAGGUCAGGAAAACCAUCAGGAAGGCCAUCGCAGAGGGAUCCUGGGUGUACCUCCAUAAUGCUCACAACGCGCCCAACGUCCUGAACAGUCUGGAGUCAUUCCUGGUAGAGAAGCCCAACCCCGAGGGAUUCCGCCUGUGGGUGGCAUGUCAGGCCGACCCCGAGGUCAUCCCAGUCAGACUGCUCCAGAACUCCAUCAAGGCUGUGGUUGAUACACCAAAGGUGAUGAAGGACAGCAUGAUUCGGUCAUUCUCCUGGUUUGAGCCUGACAUACUCAAACAGUCGUCACGCCCAGAGUGGCCGGUGAUGCUGCACAAUCUGUGCUUCCUCCACGCGGCCAUCCAGCUGAGGGCAAGGUUUGGACAGGGGGGCUGGAACUGUCCCCAGGACUUCUUCAACAUUGGCUACAGCUGUCUACAGGAGGCACUUGCCAUCGUUCAGAAUGAGUUCAAGGAACCACUGACCUCAGUGGCGCCCGACGGCUCCCAGAAUUCUCGCUCUGUCUCCUACAACGGCAUCAGAUACAUGGUCGCUGAGAUCGUGUAUGGCAGUCAUGUGACGGACUUCUACGACCAGCAGAGUUUAUGUGCUAUGGUGGACUUCUGGCUGUCUUCAGGGGCCCUCAAGAGGGACUUCGAGGUCAAAGGACUGAAGUACCGUCAUCCACAAGCUUUCUUUAAUCCAAAUGUUCGGCUGAACACCCUGAUCCAGGCACUAGAUGGCGCUCCGAAUCACAAUCUGGAUGUUCCCGAGGGCUGUCACAUCCACCAGACCAUCGUGGAUGAACUUAGUGCGACCCUGCUUGGAGAUGACCAGUACGUGUUCACUCGGCUGAACAAGGUGUUCGACAGCAUGCCCUCUACGCUGACCCUGUCCCACAAGAUGUUCCCGCGACCACCCACCCCGUUCGACGGCCCGGCCCAGGCAGGGAUCAGUAAGACCAGUAACAACCCAUCCGUGGUUCACCAGGGGGUCUUCUCCACCGCCAGCUACGCCACCCACAAAAUUCGCUUCAAGGAUGUGGAGCUGUGGCAGAUCUGCAACGACCUGCUGCAGAAAACGCCCAAAAUCGGCAACAGUAGCAAGUCUUUCCGCGAGUUUGUUGUGGAAAAAAUCCGUAAGCUGCCAGGAGACUACCCCAUCUUUAAUGACUUCAUCAUGAAGGAGUGCGAGAUUCUACAUCAAUUGUUAACUGAAGUCAGAAACACCCUCACAACAAUAAGAAACGCCUGUGAGAACAAUGUAAUGGGUGACCAGUUGAGUGACCACUAUCUGUCUGCCGCGGACGACCUGUACCACCUGAGGAUUCCCAGGAUCUGGUGUAAGAUGACCGGCACCACGGCACCACCCUACACCUACAACGCCGCCCAGUGGCUCCGCGACCUGGAGGACCGCUGGAAACACUUUGAUAAAAUCCUCAGCAUGGGUAGAAAGGCAAUGCCAGCCUACUGGCUAGGAGCGUUUUUCAAUCCUAGAGGACUCCUAGCUUUGCUGAAGCAGGAGGCCAUCAAGAACUACUGUGGGGACAGGUCAGGCAACUUUGAACAGUUCACCUUCCAGACUGACACCACAUUCAGAGACUUUGGACAUCUCCUCCAACCUCCACCAGAGGGUGUCUACAUCCACGGAAUCCACCUAUGGGGCUGCUCCAUCGAGAAGACGACCAAUGAGUUCCAGGACCAGGCCUCGCGCCAGGGAUACGCCCCUCUCCCCGUCCUCCAUCUCCAGUGCUACCCAGUCAACGAGAAGCCAGCCCUACAGGAGCCCUCCUUCCAAUGUCCCUUGUAUGCAUCCAGAAUUGCCCCACGUGACCCCAUCAUGGAAAUCGACAUCAAGAAGGAGGGAAUUCCGCCCAUGAGGUGGGCUCUGCGCGGACUGACUGCCACUAUAUGGCCGUAUUAAACGACAAAGAACAAUGUAGUGUGACUUUGCUGGAGAGUUUUGAAUUUUCUCUCUAUAAAUUGUGACUGUUUUAGUAGUGGUUUUGAUUAAAGUUAAUUGACUGGUAUAGAUCUGAUUUUCCGAGAUCUUUAGUAAAAAAAACUGUUGAUGGUUUUAAAUUAUAUAAAUGUGAUUCUUAUAUAUGUGUUUUUUUAACUGGUAUGCAAUACAUUAUCAUAGCAUUAUGUAGCCAAAUCUCAUUCCAUGGAUCUAUCACCUAUUAAUUUUGUUUAUGUGAAAAUCUGUCCAGUUGUGUUUCACACUGUGAUAAAAUAUAUGGGGAGGACUGUAGACUCCCUAAAGCAUAACGAUUUAUUUAUAGAAUGUUGGUUUUUCUUGACAGUGAUGCAUUAAGUAUUUGUUUAUACCCUUGUUGAUAUUUUAUAUAUUUAAAAUAUUAAAAGUAUGUAUAUUUUUUUCUGUAUUUUUCAUGCCUAUGUGUCAAAAGUUUUACAAGCUACUGAUUUUAAUUAAAAUUGAAUGUUGUUGAA
Messenger RNA from Magallana angulata, 17138 nucleotides. RefSeq lists its product as uncharacterized. The coding region runs from base 91 to 16608 and encodes 5505 amino acids. The record is from RefSeq and is a predicted model, not a curated record. The transcript has 105 exons. Gene Ontology annotation, molecular function: ATP hydrolysis activity; ATP binding; dynein intermediate chain binding. Lineage: Eukaryota; Metazoa; Mollusca; Bivalvia; Ostreida; Ostreidae. Gene Ontology annotation, cellular component: dynein complex. Gene Ontology annotation, biological process: microtubule-based movement.